Molecule: messenger RNA, 855 nt
Organism: Aspergillus oryzae RIB40
Lineage: Eukaryota; Fungi; Ascomycota; Eurotiomycetes; Eurotiales; Aspergillaceae
Product: Rab geranylgeranyltransferase BET4
Exons: 3
Coding region: 1-855 (284 amino acids)
Biological process (GO): protein geranylgeranylation
Cellular component (GO): Rab-protein geranylgeranyltransferase complex; cytoplasm
Molecular function (GO): Rab geranylgeranyltransferase activity
Source: RefSeq, a predicted model, not a curated record
AUGGCCAGCCAGUAUACGCCUGAAACCCUUCAGAAAAUCUCCGAAUUGUUGACCAAGAAUCCGGAGUACUACACGGUGUGGAAUUAUCGACGCCAGGUUCUGCGACACGAAUUCACACAAGCUGCAUCAAGUGACUCGGCUGAAGCUGCAGCGGAUAGGAUAACUACUUUAAUCAAGAAUGACCUGCUGUUCCUGAUGCCGCUACUGCGCAGCUUUCCCAAGUGCUACUGGAUAUGGAACUAUCGUUUAUGGCUUCUAGAUGAAGCUAAACGUCUGCUGCCGCUCUCCAUCUCCCGGAGAAUCUGGGAAGAAGAGCUAGCGCUUGUGGGCAAAAUGCUUCGCCUAGACAGCAGAAACUUCCAUGGCUGGGGCUACCGACGAGUUGUUGUGGACACGUUAGAGACACUAACGUCCGAAGAACAGGGGGAAAGUAUGGCGCAAGCAGAGUUCGAGUAUGCGAAAAAGAUGAUCGGGACCAAUCUCUCUAACUUUUCCGCGUGGCAUUAUCGGACGAAGCUUAUCCAGCGAUUGCUAAAUGAGAAAUCAGCCACUGAUGCGGAACGAAGAAAGAUGCUCAAUGACGGGCAGACGAUGGCACCAAACCUCAGUCAGUCGGAGCGGCUGGACUAUGUCCGCCAAGAGAUCGAGGAGAUUCAGGAUAUGCUGGAUGGGGCAGAGGAUUGUAAGUAUAUCUACCAGGCAUUAAUCGACUGUACCUUGUUGGCAUCGAAGAUACAAGGGACCAUGUCUAGUGACGACCAACAAAAGGUUUUGAGCUGGAUCUCGGAACUGAAGAAAAUGGACCCGCUUAGACGUGGACGGUGGUUGGAUUUUGAGCGAUCACUCUGUGCUUAA